CCAACGUUCUCCGUCGUUUAUAAGGAAUUGGACGGCAGUCAGAUCCUGACCGAUAUAUAUGUCCCCUCUAUUAAGUCAGGUCAAGAGGAUGUAACCAAAGUCCCAGUGAUAUACAUCGUUCAUGGGGGUGGAUGGCUGAUGGGACACCCAGUGAUGAAUCCCAAAGCACAAAUCGAAGAUAGCUUGGAGAGGGGAUGGGUUGUGCUGGCACCAGACCACCGCCUGUGCCCCCAAGUCAACAUCCUGGAAGGUCCUAUGGGCGACAUCCGCUCUCUUCAUGCCUGGGUCCAUGACGGACAUCUAGACCAGGAGCUGCAGGCGCGUUCGUUCCCUCUGGCCAUCGACAAGCGCAAGAUCAUCGCCACUGGAAGUGCAUCGGGCGGUCAUGCCUGUCUCGGUCUAGCCUUUGACACAGGCGUGACUCCCCCGCCGGCAGCCAUCAUGGAUCUGUAUGCGCCCAAGAACUUCGCCCAUCCGUGGUGGACCGGGGUCCGCGAUAAGCUGGAUGUAAACGCACCCAGUUUGACGCCUGAGAUGGAACGAAUGGUCUUCUCCGAAUAUCCUAUCCCCUCGCGUGUGGACCUUCCUGCAAAGCCCGACAGUACCGGAAAAAUCGUCCUCCAGGAGGCAGACUUAUCCCAGCCAACUUACAAGGCUGCCAGGGUCUCCUACGCAACCAACGUUAUUCUCGAACACAGGCUCUUAGAUGUGUGCUAUCCAUAUCCCACUGACCGGACCGUCUCAGCCGAAGAGCAUUACCGGCCCAUUGACCCGAUUCUCAAUGUACAUCCGCGGUGGCCGCCGACCUGCUUCGUCCACGGGAUUGAUGAUAACCUCCUCCCGCACACCUUCACGACUGAGCCUUUGAUGAAGGCACUGCAGCUGAAAGGGGUUCAAUGCAAAUUCAUAGGCAUUGAAGGGGGGAAACAUAUGUUUGUGGUGUCCAUGAACCGGCAGUCGAGGGAAUGGGCAGACCUCGCAAAGGCGAUGGAUUGGGUGGCCGACGUGAUC
Molecule: messenger RNA, 1011 nt
Organism: Aspergillus versicolor CBS 583.65
Lineage: Eukaryota; Fungi; Ascomycota; Eurotiomycetes; Eurotiales; Aspergillaceae
Product: alpha/beta hydrolase
Exons: 2
Source: RefSeq, a predicted model, not a curated record